This is a messenger RNA of Thyridium curvatum, 1653 nucleotides long. RefSeq lists its product as uncharacterized. The coding region runs from base 1 to 1653 and encodes 550 amino acids. The transcript has 7 exons. The record is from RefSeq and is a predicted model, not a curated record. Lineage: Eukaryota; Fungi; Ascomycota; Sordariomycetes; Thyridiales; Thyridiaceae.
AUGAGGAUCCUCAAGGCCCUCCUCUCCGUCGCCCUUGUGGCCGACGUUGCCCUUGGCAGCACCUGGUUUUCCAAGGCCGCAUACAACAAGUGGCAUGAGACCGAGCUCGAGCGCUGGCUCUCUGAUCACGACAUUCCCUACCCGACUCCCGCCGACCGCAAGGACCUCCAGAAGCUCGUCGAGAAGAACUGGAACUCCUAUGUUGUCACUCCCUACAACUCGUGGGAUGCUGACCAGCUCAGCGCCUACCUGAAGCUCAAGGGCAUCGAGACCAAGAAAUCGGCUGAGAAGAACAAGGACUCCCUCGUUUCCCAGGUUCAGAGCUCCUGGUAUGAGACCGAGGACAAGGCUCAAUCGGCCUGGAUCACCGUCAAGGACUGGAUUCUCGACACCUGGACCGAGAGCCAACUCAAGGCUUUCUGCGACCACCACGGCAUUCCCGUUCCCCAACCCCGCAAGCGUGACACCUUGCUCCACAAGGCUCGCGAGAGCUAUGACACGGUUGCUGAGAAGGCAGGCGAGGCAGCUGCGUACCCUGGUAACUGGCUGUACGAGUCCUGGACCGAGUCUGACUUGAAGGAGUGGCUUGACACUCAUGGUUUCCCGGCUCCCCAACCCACUACUCGUGACAAGCUCAUCGCCUCUGUUCGUCGCAACUCUCGCCUUGCAUACCUGAAGAUGCAAGACGAGGCUGCAAGCUCAACCGCCAGCGCUCAGGCUGCUUACAAGACCCUGACUGACAAGCUGAUUGACGCCUGGGCCGAGUCUGACCUCAAGGAGUUCUGCGACAAGAACGGCAUCAACGUUCCCCACGGCAGCAAGGUCAACGAGCUGCGUGCCCUUGUUCGCAAGCACCGCGCCCAGAUUCUGGGCGACACCGUCUCUGCCUCGGCUGCGUCCGCCUACGGCGCUGCUACUUCCAACGCUGGCAACCAGUAUGCCAAGGCCUCCGACAGCGCUUCCCUGGCUGCCCAAGAUGCGUUCAACAAGGCCGUCGACACGUGGUCCGAGAGCCGACUCAAGGGCUACCUUGAUGCUCGUGGCAUCCCCGUCCCCCAUGCCUCCAAGACCGACGAGCUCCGAGCUCUCGUCCGCAAGAACGCACACAAGGCUGCCACAGGCUUCAACGCCUGGACCCUUGACGACCUUUCCUAUGACCACUUGAAGAAGUACCUCGAGGCCAACGGCAAUGCGGCAGCCAAGAAGACGGCCAACAAGGCCGGUGCUACCCGCGAUGAGCUUGUCAAGGCGGCCCAGUCGGCGUAUGCGUCUGCAUCCAAGACUGGCGGCACCCAGUACGCAUCUGCUACCGACUACCUCGCAUCUGCCACCCAGGCCGCCAAGGACUCCAUCUUUGACACGUGGAGCGAGAGCGAGCUGAAGGCUUAUCUCGACAGCUAUGGCGUGCCCGUCCCUCAGGGUAGCAAGAUCGACGAGCUCCGCGCUUAUGCCCGCAAGCAGUCUACCUAUUUCAGAUAUGGCACCAGCAGCCCGACUGGCACUCUGUUUGCCAAGCUCAGCGAGGGUGUCGCUGGCACCUGGGAGUGGGUUAAGGACCAGCUCAGCAUUGGAGCCGAUGCCGCCAAGAAGAAGUCUCAGGAGGCGGCCGACAAGGCCAAGGAGGCGGCUGACAAGGCCAAGAAUGAGUUGUAA